Messenger RNA from Salvia hispanica, 1454 nucleotides. RefSeq names its product U-box domain-containing protein 62-like. Lineage: Eukaryota; Viridiplantae; Streptophyta; Magnoliopsida; Lamiales; Lamiaceae. The record is from RefSeq and is a predicted model, not a curated record. Gene Ontology annotation, biological process: protein ubiquitination. Gene Ontology annotation, molecular function: ubiquitin-protein transferase activity.
CAUAUGUGCCUAGGCUAGACCAGGCAGAGCUCUUCCAUCGUUUCUCUUCAUCGCCAAUUUUCGCCCUAAUCGCUCUCCCCAAUCUCAAAACCCUAAUCUUAAUGGCAUCUGAAAAGUUGGGAAUAGUCCCCUCCCAACAAAUUCUCAACCAGCAUCCCCAGCUAGUCUUCCCAGAAGCUUUCGCCUGCACUCCUCCACCGCCGCAUCGCCGUCCCUCCGCCGCCGCUGAUCCCGCUCCAAAAGCUGCCACCCGAGAGCUCACCGCCUCCUUCCUCGAUCACCACCACUAUUUCAACCCUCAGCCGUCCCAAUUCCGCCACCAAUGGAAUGCCAGCACCCGCACCUCUGGCGGUGACGCGGUGGAGCCUGGUGACGUGGACGACGACAACGAUGAUGACGAAGACAACGACGGGGACGAUGAGGAGGAGGAGGAGGAAGAAGUUGGAAAUGAUAUGGAGAAUAUUGUUACUGUUGCUAAAGCAUGUGACAGCAAUCAGAAAGAUAGGUAUAGUGCUAACAGUAAUAGUCACAAGAUGAAACACAUUUCAUCAUUAGGUUUCAAAGAUGCAAAUAUGGGACAGUCUGGAAAAUACUACUCGCAGUAUUUGAAUGGGGCAGAGGGUCCCAGCACUUCAUCGGGGCAGAAGGAGAUUCCAACCGCAGAGAAUGGUUGUGGAUUUAGUGGAAGUAAGGAGUGCUCACAUCUAAGUGAAUCGGGGGAUUCCUUGAGGGCUACCUUUUUGGACCCGCUAACCGGGACACUUAUGGAAGAAGCUAUGAUAUUACCUUGUGGGCAUUCCUUCGGCAGUGAUGGAAUACAACAAGUUGUUAGAAUGAAAGCUUGCUAUACAUGCUCGCAACCAGUGUCAGAGGACAGAAUUAUGCCAAACCUCUCUCUACGCGCAGCUGUUCAGGCUUUCAUUAGGGAAGAAGAAUCACAUGUUAAUUAUGUGCCAAAAAGAAGAAGAGAAAGAUAUGAUCUGCAGAAGGGGACAUUUGUUGAUUCUAUGCUCACAGAUCAGCCAAGGGCAAAAGGUGUCCAGUUCCCAUUUUCCGUUAUGGAUCGAGUUAUAAUAAAGGGUAACAAGAGAACACCUCAACGAUUUGUGGGGCGUGAGGCAAUUGUUACCACUCAGUGCUUGAAUGGAUGGUACGUGGUGAAGACUUUGGAUAAUGCAGAAAGCGUGAAGCUUCAAUAUCGCUCGCUAGCUAAAGUUUCAGAGAGUCCAUCUUCAAAGCCACUACCAAUGAAGGCGACACCUAACUGGUUGUAGAGUUGUAUUGUAGUGACAAGCUGAUGUGCUAUAAUGUCUUUGCUCUUUUGUAACUUAAUGUGUCUAAUUGUGUUAUGCUUCACUGUUGUUACUUUGUUGGGGCAUUUAUCUCACUGAUAAUGUAUAGAGAUCAUAAAACCGUGUCACUUCUUUUUUAUUACUCCACUAUCUUACUCGGAA